AUUCAGAACUUUGGUUGUAGAUUACGAAUCACCAUCUCUUUCUAAGCAAGAUCAGAGAACUGCUAAUUGCUAAUAUCAUAUCAAGAUGUCUACACCUAUGGAGUAUUAUAAUUCUUUGCCACCUGUGGCAAAGACCUAUGCAGUCAUCUGCUUCUUGACCACUGCUGCAUUUGAACUACAACUCUACAAUCUGGGGAACAUCUCACUAUUUUAUUCUGAUGUUUUCAGAAGGUUUCAGGUGUGGAGACUUGUGACAAAUUUCUUCUUUAUAGGACCGUUUUCGUUUACAUUUGCAUUUCGUCUCCUAAUCAUAUUGAGGUAUGGGGUUCAAUUGGAGAGGGGGCCUUUUGACAGGAGGACAGCCGACUAUGUAUGGAUGUUUUUAUCUGGAGCAAUUGGCUUGUUGGUGAUGGCCAUAUUUCCCUUUUUGUGGUCACCAUUCAUGGGGGCAUCCUUGGUAUUCAUGAUCGUAUAUAUUUGGGGCCGAGAAUUUCCAGAUGCGCGUAUUAAUGUAUACGGUCUUGUGGAAUUUAAGGGAUUCUAUCUUCCAUGGUACAUGCUUGGGAUAGAUAUGAUCUUGGGCAAUCCUCUAAAACCAGACAUGUUGGGAAUAGCUGCCGGCCAUAUAUAUUACUUUCUCACGGUCCUUCAUCCUCUCGCAAAAAACUACUUCAAGACUCCUCGUUGGGUUCACAAACUGGUAGCAUAUUGGGGUAAAGGCUUCCAAGUGAACAGUCCAUUUCGAAGCGAUCCCUCGGCCGGAAUUGCUUUCCGGGGAAGGGGCCGCCGUCUUAACGGAAGCAGAAGUUCUUGGUGGUCGUCGUUGAGGAACCAAACGACAAACACUUCAGAACAAACCGAGGAAACAUCAACCUAUUCAAAUUCAAAUGUAGCUUUUCGUGGCAGAAGUUAUCGCUUAGGCGGCCGAUAAUAGCUUCUACAAUAAUGCUUCUUUAAUUUCUCCAA
Ipomoea nil (Japanese morning glory) is the source of this 966-nucleotide messenger RNA. Its product is annotated as derlin-1-like. Gene Ontology annotation, molecular function: ubiquitin-specific protease binding; misfolded protein binding. The record is from RefSeq and is a predicted model, not a curated record. The coding region runs from base 86 to 931 and encodes 281 amino acids. Gene Ontology annotation, biological process: endoplasmic reticulum unfolded protein response. Gene Ontology annotation, cellular component: Hrd1p ubiquitin ligase ERAD-L complex; endoplasmic reticulum membrane. Lineage: Eukaryota; Viridiplantae; Streptophyta; Magnoliopsida; Solanales; Convolvulaceae. The transcript has 7 exons.